This is a messenger RNA of Anopheles bellator, 525 nucleotides long. Its product is annotated as zinc finger SWIM domain-containing protein 7-like. Gene Ontology annotation, biological process: double-strand break repair via homologous recombination. NCBI's taxonomy places the organism in Eukaryota, Metazoa, Arthropoda, Insecta, Diptera, Culicidae. Gene Ontology annotation, molecular function: zinc ion binding. Gene Ontology annotation, cellular component: Shu complex. The record is from RefSeq and is a predicted model, not a curated record. Bases 55 to 525 code for a protein of 156 amino acids. The transcript has 2 exons.
UCUUGCAUCGUUUCAGUGUCAAGUAGUGCUGUUUGUCUUUAUGGAAUUUAUCCAAUGAAUUCGCGUGUGAUAAUCGAAGCCAUCGAUGCGUUGUUCGAGCGCAUCGCCGAGUCGGUUCGCACGAAGAAUCAACCUAAUCAACCAGCCAACCUUGAGAGAAUAGACCUGCUGCAACUUGAAUCCCUGUUCAAUAAAGCACUCCUUGAACGAGCCUUACUGAUUGUUUACGGAAAGCGGCCCAUCGUUAUCUACCAGUCGCCGGACAAAGCAAACACAUUGGUCGAAGUUCCUGGAUCAGACGCUGCAAUCGUCUACAAGCAUUUUCCUUCAACUAACUACUGCUGCUGCGAGUCCUUCCGCUGCUCGGUGGUGAAACACAAGAGCCAAGCGCUUUGCAAACACCUUCUAGCGACGCGCCUGGCCCUGGCACUGAAUCGAAUUCAAGUCAUACCAUUGCCUAACGAUACUAUCGUCGAUCUGAAGCGGCAAUUUAUCAGCGAUUUUAUAGAAAAGAUUAGGAAAUAA